Molecule: messenger RNA, 2408 nt
Organism: Psammomys obesus (fat sand rat)
Lineage: Eukaryota; Metazoa; Chordata; Mammalia; Rodentia; Muridae
Gene: Fzr1
Product: fizzy and cell division cycle 20 related 1
Exons: 14
Coding region: 259-1740 (493 amino acids)
Biological process (GO): positive regulation of ubiquitin protein ligase activity; anaphase-promoting complex-dependent catabolic process; positive regulation of anaphase-promoting complex-dependent catabolic process
Cellular component (GO): anaphase-promoting complex
Molecular function (GO): ubiquitin ligase activator activity; protein binding; anaphase-promoting complex binding
Source: RefSeq, a predicted model, not a curated record
GGUCGCGGGCGCGCGCGCGGCCUGCGGGACAGACGGAGGGAGGGAGUAGGGUUGCCGCUGAGUGCCGCCAUAUUAGCGACCGCGGAGGCCGGGGGAUUCCCGUGAGCGGCGGCGGCGGGGCCUGGAGCAGCGGCGGGGCAUCGAACGGGCGCGGAGUGUUCCUGGGACCGGCGGGAACCGGCGGGAACCGGCUGGCGACGGGAGCGCGGCAGGUGAGGACACAGGCUGCCCUCUGCUGCGGGCCCCGCCCCGCCCGCCAUGGACCAGGACUAUGAGCGCAGACUCCUGCGACAGAUCAUCAUUCAGAAUGAGAACACGGUGCCAUGUGUCUCAGAGAUGCGGAGGACCCUGACACCAGCCAACUCCCCAGUGUCCUCGCCCAGCAAGCAUGGUGACCGCUUCAUCCCCUCCCGGGCCGGGGCCAACUGGAGCGUGAACUUCCACAGGAUCAAUGAAAAUGAGAAGUCCCCCAGCCAGAACCGCAAAGCCAAGGAUGCCACCUCCGACAAUGGCAAAGAUGGCCUGGCCUACUCCGCGCUGCUGAAGAAUGAGCUUCUCGGCGCAGGCAUUGAGAAGGUGCAGGACCCGCAGACAGAGGAUCGGCGGCUGCAGCCCUCCACGCCCGAGCACAAGGGCCUCUUUACGUAUUCCCUCAGCAGCAAGCGCUCAAGUCCUGAUGACGGCAACGACGUGUCCCCAUACUCCCUAUCUCCUGUUAGCAACAAAAGUCAGAAGCUGCUGCGGUCGCCACGGAAGCCCACGAGAAAGAUCUCUAAGAUUCCCUUCAAGGUGCUGGAUGCGCCGGAGCUUCAGGACGACUUCUACCUCAACCUGGUGGACUGGUCUUCCCUCAACGUGCUCAGCGUGGGGCUGGGCACCUGCGUGUACCUGUGGAGCGCAUGCACUAGCCAGGUGACCCGGCUCUGUGACCUCUCUGUGGAAGGGGACUCAGUGACUUCCGUGGGCUGGUCUGAGCGGGGAAACCUGGUCGCAGUAGGCACUCACAAGGGCUUCGUGCAGAUCUGGGACGCUGCUGCCGGCAAGAAGCUGUCCGUGCUGGAGGGCCACACGGCGCGCGUGGGGGCACUGGCCUGGAACGCAGACCAGUUGUCAUCUGGCAGCCGUGACCGCAUGAUCCUACAGCGAGAUAUCCGCACCCCGCCCCUGCAGUCAGAGCGGCGGCUGCAGGGCCACCGGCAGGAGGUGUGUGGCCUCAAGUGGUCCACAGACCACCAGCUGCUUGCCUCGGGCGGCAAUGACAACAAGCUGCUUGUAUGGAAUCACUCAAGCCUAAGCCCCGUGCAGCAGUACACGGAGCACCUGGCGGCCGUGAAGGCCAUCGCAUGGUCCCCACACCAGCACGGACUGCUGGCAUCUGGCGGGGGCACAGCCGACCGCUGCAUCCGCUUCUGGAACACCCUGACUGGCCAGCCGCUGCAGUGCAUUGACACGGGCUCGCAAGUGUGCAACCUGGCCUGGUCCAAGCAUGCCAACGAGCUGGUGAGCACACACGGCUACUCGCAGAACCAGAUCCUCGUGUGGAAGUACCCGUCCCUCACGCAGGUUGCCAAGCUCACUGGCCACUCGUACCGUGUCCUCUACCUGGCCAUGUCCCCUGAUGGGGAGGCCAUCGUCACGGGGGCGGGAGAUGAGACCCUGCGGUUCUGGAAUGUCUUCAGCAAAACACGCUCUACAAAGGAAUCCGUGUCUGUGCUCAACCUCUUCACCCGGAUCCGAUAGACCCGCGGGUGGGAUGCGCAGCCCCACGGGGCAGAGACGGAGCAGCCAGCAUGCAUGGGCCCUGCCGUCCCUGCCGUCCCCAGAGGCAUCUGGCGGGCGGGCGGGAGCUGGGCCGGAGACCCCAGAGUCUCAUUAAACGCCUCAUUGUGAGCUGUGGAGCCGGUGUCUGGGACGGGGGCGCAGGGGCCCUCAGCCACCGGCUGCAGCCCCUUCUUGCUGGCUGGCAGCACCCAGAUGGACACUUGUGACCUCCCUCUUACCACUGCCCAAGCCAUACUGGACACAGCUGAGCAGGAGACCCGAGAUCCCAUCAAACCCCCAAACCCAGUGUCACCUGGGGAACUGUGAACCAGAGCCGUCGGGCCCUCCCUGCAGCUGCCCAAGCUGGGCCAUCCUGGGAAGCGCUGGCAGGGACCUGCGCCUCUCGCCGUGACACCUGACUGCAUCGCCACCCCAUGUCUGUGUGUGCACCUCCUGUAACCCCUUCCCGUGCGCGUCGCCUCACCCUCUCCCCAGCUAGCUGCCUUGUCUGCCUCAUCCUGGCCUCCCUGUCUUCAGCUCCCAUCUCUGCUACUGGUCCUAUCGUGGGGAUGCUCUGCAGACCCCCAGUGUGGUGGCCGUGGCCUGUGGUGUGUGCACGUGUGUAUAUAUGUAUUUGUGACACCUUA